UGAAGGAUUGCACCGUGCAAGACAAAUUCGUUGAGGAACAAACGGAGUGAAAUGGUCCAUGUCGUCCAGGAAAUACCCUAAUUUGUCUUGCUCCCUGGUCGAUGCCUAAACAUACAUGUGGCUGGGACAAAACGGCUUGAGUGACACAUGGUGGCGUUGGCGUAAAGGAAUCAAUCGUCUUAAUUUAGGAGGAAGGAUAUGGUGGGCCGACCAGCUACAGUUGGCAAUCCUUCUUUGACAUUGUUUUCUUGGUCCUCGCGACUGAUCAUCUGCUCCAAACCACAAUUUGCGUCCCACACUUGCAAGGUGAGAGGUGGGACGGGGGGACUGCCCGUCGCCGUAGUGCAGUCAACCCUCGAUUUGGCAGGCGAACAUAGACAGGGGGCAUUGGCGCAUCGGUUGUCUUUCGUGACCACACCCUUAUGUGGAUCAACCAUUUUCUUCCGAUGCUACUCGUCUCUGUGCAGAGUUUGUAGUAUGUCUUUUCUUUGCAGGAAACACCGUUUGAAGGAGACACAGACUGGCUUGAAGGUGCCAGGUCCCAGCGAGAUCGUGAUGGCAGAAUCGGCGCAACGAUUUGCAAAGGCGAGCGUAAGUAAACGCACACAAGUAGACGCAAGGUUAGCAUUAGAUCCGGCUCUUCUUUCUUUGCCAUUCUCCUCUUCUACACGCAUUCAAAGGAUGAUAAAGCGUAGAGGUGAAUUCGCCAGCCAAUAUGAGUAUGAGAUUGAAUCCUCCAAGGACCAUUGGAGCGAGCUGGAAUCGAAAUUUGAUUUGAAUCAACCUGCCCUUGCGGACGUCAAAGUUCCCGAUGUUGUUGAGAAGCAACGUUCCAGGAGAUUUGGUCACUUUCGAAGAAAGCUUGGUGAAUUGUUCUCGCACUUGCGGCUUGGUAGAUUAUUCUCAUGUAAUUUUCAGUGUAUGCAGUGUGCAAACUGUGUAUCUGUAGAGGAUCAUCAGCACCACGUCAAUCACCUACAGUCUUUAGAAUCCUUAGAGCUUGAGGACGCUUCAGACUCCGAAAUCGAAGAGACUAACCGGGAAAUUCUUGAGAGGAUCAAGAAGCAGUGGGGCGGGUUCUUCUCGGAGAAAUGGGGUGAUAACCUAGUGCUCGGUCCCAAAAUUGCAGAGGGAGGGCAGGCAGAGAUCUUUGAAGUGGAAGGCGGCGUGGACGUCAUUCGAAUGGAAUUUGUGGUGAAAGCCUUCAAAAAGGGCUAUUCUCUGCGAUCUCUGGAAACACAAUGGCCGCACGGAAUGCUUCAGAGCACCCCUGAAGGCCACUUGAGUCUCGUCAAUUCCUCCAUCAUCUUCGCCGGAACGGUCGUGGAGGACGACAGGUUCGCAUUUGUGAUGUACAAAUAUUGGGGCGACCUGCGCAAGCUGAUUGAUAUCAAAAUGGAGCAGCGAAGCAACCAGGGGCCUCCUUUUCAAGAAUGGCAGGCCAUAUCUAUCAUGCUGCAGAUAGCGAAUGGGAUGGAGCAGCUGCACAGGAAGGGGAUCCUCCACAAGGACCUAAAGACGUCCAAUGUACUCAUCAAAUUGGAUGUGAAGAAGCGGAACCCUCCCGAUCCAAGGCAUGCUUCGGAAUUCUCUUGUGUUGUUGCGGAUUACGAAUGCUCCGUCGGUGUCAUGGGGACAGGCUUCUGGAGGGCGCCCGAGGUUUUGGUCGCAGUAAUGGACGGUAACCUCGACCCAAGCGUGUUCACAGAAGAGGUAGAUGUGUACAGCUUCGCCAUGACGUGCUAUGAAAUCCUUACAGGAUGCAUACCUUUCGAAGACUUACAUGACAGCUAUUACGAUGCUGUUCUGAAUGGCCGGAGACCGGAGCUGCCGCAUCCAAUGAAUUCUCGAUUAACGGAAUUGUUGUGCAGAUGCUGGCACUCUAAUCCUUUAGAGCGGCCUUCCUUCGAAGAAAUUAGGAUUGCACUAGAAACCAUACAGCGAAGCUGCAUUGUAAUCUCAGAAACUCCCUCUCCUAAUGCAAGUCACAGAUCGAGUUAAGAACA
This is a messenger RNA of Physcomitrium patens, 2006 nucleotides long. RefSeq lists its product as uncharacterized. Gene Ontology annotation, molecular function: ATP binding; protein kinase activity. Gene Ontology annotation, biological process: signal transduction; protein phosphorylation. Gene Ontology annotation, cellular component: cytoplasm. The record is from RefSeq and is a predicted model, not a curated record. NCBI's taxonomy places the organism in Eukaryota, Viridiplantae, Streptophyta, Bryopsida, Funariales, Funariaceae.